Messenger RNA from Anarrhichthys ocellatus (wolf-eel), 986 nucleotides. RefSeq names its product apolipoprotein Da, duplicate 1 (gene apoda.1). The transcript has 5 exons. Lineage: Eukaryota; Metazoa; Chordata; Actinopteri; Perciformes; Anarhichadidae. Gene Ontology annotation, biological process: response to reactive oxygen species; brain development; lipid metabolic process. Gene Ontology annotation, molecular function: lipid binding. The coding region runs from base 102 to 662 and encodes 186 amino acids. The record is from RefSeq and is a predicted model, not a curated record. Gene Ontology annotation, cellular component: cytoplasm.
CGGAGAGCAACGUCUCUAACUCAAAUAACAGAAUUUGUCCAAGGGAGAGAACAUACAUCUGAACUGCCAGGACACAGAGGCAACAAAGGCCUGUUUCGACUAUGAAGUUAUUUUCCGUUGUGGUUUUUGCCUUCAUCCUCCCGCUCAUCAGGGCUCAGGUUCCCCAUUGGGGUCCAUGUCCAGAGCCAGCGGUUCAACCGGCCUUCAUCCUAAAACAGUUCAUGGGAAGAUGGUUUGAAAUUGCCAAACUGCCGGCCCAGUUUGAGAAGGGCCGGUGCAUUGAAACCAAUUUCACUUUGAAGACAGACAACUCCAUUCGAGUGGUCAGCUCUGAAAUACUAAAAGCAGAGGUGAGGAAAAUUGAAGGGACUGGAGUCAUAGAGGACAUGAAGAAUCCGGCUAAACUGGGAAUAAGUUAUUCCUACGUCCUGCCUUACUCCCCUUACUGGAUCCUGUCCACUGACUACGUGAACUCGGCCCUGGUGUAUUCCUGCACUGACAUCCUGAGGCUUUUCCACGUCGACUUCGCCUGGAUCCUGGGCCGAACACGGACCCUGCCGGAGGCCACCGUCGAGAAAGCCAUGGAGAUCUUCGCGAAGAACAACAUCGACGUGAGCAGGAUGACUCCCAGCAGGCAGAAGGACUGCGACAAAACUCUCUGAGCAGCGAUGGAAAUGCAGCACAAGAUGGUGCUGUUGUUGACAGGAGAGAAAAUGAUUUAUUAUCUGUUCCAUAGAAAGCUUUCACUAAUAUCAAGAUGAUUAUGAGGAGGGAUGUAGUGGAGGUAGACUCAACUCAGUUUGUUUAUGUGUGGAACACAACUUUCCUGCCUUUUAAAGACAAAAAUAUUUACAGCACAAAACAACUGCAUGCCUAUAUACUCUGCACUAUAGUUGAUGACGUGAGUGUUUUUAACAGCGUAAGUGAAAUAGUCAUACCCGCCUUUCUAUUCAAAGCAUCCUCCCUGUUUGUAAUAUUAUAUAAUA